Messenger RNA from Geodia barretti, 288 nucleotides. The record is from the annotation of a GenBank genome assembly. NCBI's taxonomy places the organism in Eukaryota, Metazoa, Porifera, Demospongiae, Tetractinellida, Geodiidae.
AUGGUUUGGGGUAAGCUGCGCCCCGGUAGUUGGGAAGAAUAUGAGCGGCAUUAUCACGAAAGGCUGGCGAGCUCCGCUGGCAAUAUCCAGGGUUUGAAAGAAAGACAGUUGCUCCGAGGCACUGAAGAUCCGGACGAGGGUAUCAGCGUCAGCAUAUGGGAAACCCUGGAUGACCUGCGGGCCUACGAGGUCGGUGCGUUCCGGCAGAACGUUGCCCGUGAAAUGGAGCAUCUCUAUCGGGGUGAAUACUGGGUUAAGCACUUUGAAAUCAGCUCCACCGAUACUUAA